Molecule: messenger RNA, 929 nt
Organism: Ruditapes philippinarum (Manila clam)
Lineage: Eukaryota; Metazoa; Mollusca; Bivalvia; Venerida; Veneridae
Product: lactose-binding lectin l-2-like
Exons: 4
Coding region: 37-711 (224 amino acids)
Source: RefSeq, a predicted model, not a curated record
GGUGGUAAUUACUUGAUAGUUUGUGCAAAAGGCAACAUGAAGAAAUAUUGCUUUACUAUCUGUUUAUUUGUUUUAGAAGGCUUUGUUAUAUUUAUAGCCUGUCAAAACAUAAAGUUUACAAAGUUUACAAAAAAUGCCAAUUUGGAAGGAUUUACUUGUCCCACAAUGAAUAAGGAUUUUGAAGAAAAUAAGUUGAAUAAAAUACAGUGCCUGACAACGUGUGCUAUUAGCUCGUCGUGUUUUGGCGUGUUCCACGACGAAGCUAAUAUGCACUGUGUGGGGUGCAAUGACACAUUUCUUACCAAUUCAUCAGCCCCAUCUCUGGAUGGAAUGAAGUACCACUUUAAGCAAAGGUACAUGCUAGUUACUGAAGAGAAAACAUGGGGCAAUGCAAGUUUACACUGUCAGACUUUAGGUGGACAUUUAGCAGACAUAACAUCAGAAGAGGAAGAAAUAUAUAUAGAGGAUCAAGUGUUCGACAGUGACUAUAAUAGUGCCACCUGGAUAGGAGCAUCGCGCAACACAAGUGGAGGAACAUUUUACUGGGAAUACGGUACACCCAUCUCUGACUAUUUCGUGAAAUGGGGACCAAGUCAACCAUUGGACGACCCAAACGAGAUGUGCGUAUUAAUGCUGAGUUGGGACAAUGAAUGGUCUUGGCACGAUUAUGGUUGCCAUGAUGUUUUCUGGAGCUUGUGUGAAUUUGAAUAGUUUAAAUUUUUUGGCGAAGUCCGUCUGAUAUCGGUUUGACUGUCGGUACAAUUUUAUAAGGAAGAACUAAAUAUAUCCGAAGGAUUUUAAAAUCCAUGAAUCUCAUUGUCCAUUCUAUAAUUAGUGUAAUUAUCUAAAAGGUCUUUCUGAAACAUACACACAUAUAUAUAUAUACAUGUCCAAAUUAUAGAAUACUCUAAAGGAGUAUCAGAAACAAA